AUGCAUGUUCUUCAACGUGCUAAUAUAUCGAUUUUCAUUAAUAUUAAUGAUUUAAACCAUAUUAGGUUGUCACUACUAUUCACUGAUCAUCGUCAUGUUGAUGUUCGUUUUGCCUUCAGUCUCAUUAAUUGUCUUCCACAUCUCGAAGUACCACAAUAUAUACCACGUGGUAAUCGUUUUCAUCCACGAGAAGCUCGUGAUGAUCAAUAUUAUUAUCAUAUGUGGUAUACUCUUCCGUGGACAUUUGAUGAAUUCUUUCACGAAGCAUAUAUUCCACACAGAAGGAUUAUUAAAAUGCAAGUAUUUGAAAUAUCUCGAAAAAUUAUAACAAUCGGUCAAUCAUUUCUUCGUUCAUUCAAUAUGUCGGGACCAACUCUACCAUUAUCUAUAUUCUAUUUACCUCAUGUGGCAUUAUCUAAUUGUAUUGAAAUGUUACACUUGUCCUUUUAUAAUACAUCUAUUCGUAUAGAUUUACCAGCACUUCAGCAUAUGACUUUGGUAAAUAGUAUUAAUUGUUUAAACUGUUAUUCUUCAUUUCCAAAAACUAUUCGCUCUAUUCAUAUUCUGCUUUUUUUUAAUACUUUUCNUUUUAGUUGGCUGUCAUGGAUCCAAUGGAUUAGUGCAUUUCGAUAUGCUUCAAAUGUCCUUACUAUUAAUGAAUUUCAAGGUUUAACUUUCUGUUUACCAAAUCAAACUGAUUUUUGUCCAGUAACAGGUGAUGAGAUACUUGAUAAGCGAGGACUUGCUCAUGAUAAUGCAUGGGAUUUAUGGAAGAACUUUUUUGCAUUGACAGUGAUGGCUAUGUUAUUGCUUAUUUUCGCUUACAUUCAACUUGUUAGAAUAAAAAAAAACAAAUAA
Messenger RNA from Rotaria sp. Silwood2, 858 nucleotides. The record is from the annotation of a GenBank genome assembly. Lineage: Eukaryota; Metazoa; Rotifera; Eurotatoria; Philodinida; Philodinidae.